AUGACCGAUCCCUCUAAGCAGACAAGGCGCAAUUCCACCCGCACAGAAGCCUGGGCAGACACCCGAGGAGUUCGCAAAAGAGAUAAGCAAUUAUGCAAAAUCUCGGGCCUGCACAAGCCUGCUGCACAGCCAGAAGAGGCGGCGGACAGUAUGGAUGUGGCAGAGGAGAAGCCGAAGGAAGAAAUCAAGGAAGAAGCCCCGAAGGUGCAUGCUGCUCGACUGGGCAUGUAUGGUGUUAUGACGCGCGAGGUGUGUACGUGGCAGCCUGUGCGACUGCUGUGCAAGCGCUUUGGCGUCAAGGACCCGGUUCUGGCGGUCCCUGUCGACACCUCUGGGUCGUCGGCGGAGGUUAUGGAGCCUGAGUUCACAGCACAGCGUCAGCAGACGAAUUCACGGGGGCAAGUGCGGGAGCGACAAGUGGAGAAUGGGCGCUCUGGGAGUAGCAAGCGCGAUGUUGCGAAUAUUGGCAUGGGCAGGGAGAUGAUCAUUUGUUUGCGAGCGAUGAAUGAGAAUAGCGACGAGGAGAAGGAUCGCAUGGGCAAUAUUGAUGAGGUGGACGAGUCCCCUGCCGUCCUCUGCAACCGUCCAAACCAGGCCCAGAUGUCAAGCCACCACCAGCGAAUGGUAUCGGGGUCUAAACCGAAAGACACAGAGAAGAAGGAAAAGAAACCAAGAAACAGAAGAAUUCAAAGGGUGAUGAAGAUGGCGCAGAGUCAUUGUCGCUCACUGCUGCGCGUCAAAAACAACCGAGAUCAGGAUGGCGAGAGGUCGAGGAAGAAGAAACGGAAGGAUCGAGAAGGAAAUGUCAGGAUAGUGGACAGGAAAGUGAACCUCCUCGAGGCUCGUAAGAGGGUAACUGAUUUCAUGUAGUGCUAUAUACAUGUUCAAAUUCAAAAGUUAAUGUUUCCCGAGUAGCUGUGUUCCUUGUAACGCUUCACCAUGAUGUAAGUAUUGCCAUCGAUGUGCGGGUAACAUCGACUGCACUAUGGCCAUUGGAUGGAGGGGAUAUAUUCUGGGAGCUGUGAAAACACAAGUCGGAGGCAUGCACACAGUGCAGUCGAUGAAAGCGGUUAUGAC
This is a messenger RNA of Suillus subalutaceus, 1077 nucleotides long. RefSeq lists its product as uncharacterized. The record is from RefSeq and is a predicted model, not a curated record. Lineage: Eukaryota; Fungi; Basidiomycota; Agaricomycetes; Boletales; Suillaceae. Bases 1 to 870 code for a protein of 289 amino acids. The transcript is spliced from 7 exons.